UUACCUUUUUAAAAAAGCGACAAAGUUUAGAUAUAUCUAAAUAUUAAUAUUAGGUUACGGUUUAUCAGAGGUUUUGGAUGUUUGCAUUUAUUUGACGUGGGAAGCGGACUGUGGUGCUGAACAAUGGCGGACGCUUACUGGAGAUUGGCAGGCGCAGGUGGUCUACCACCAGCUGGAGGAUUGGACCCUCGUCGUGAUUUUGCUGGUUAUUUUCCUUACGAAACCCCACAGCCAGCUGGUCAUGACAUUCCUGGUUAUCUGCCCCGUGAAACCUCACAGCCAGCUGUCCGCGACCUUCCUGGCUAUCUGCCUCGUGAAAGCUCACAUUCAACCGGUCGUGACCUUCCUAGUUAUCUGCCUCGGGAAAGCUCACAGCCAGCUGUUCGCGACCUUCCGGGUUAUCUGCCCCGUGAAAACUUGCAGUCAGCUGGUCAUGACCUUCCUGGUUAUGUGCCUCGUGAAAAUUCACAAUUCGAUGAUAGAAUUGGGCAUUCGGCGUGGAGGACACAUGACCCACUUGGCCAUCCUCCUGAAUUUCUACGAGAUGGGGUUUCUCCAUAUCGAGCUGCUGGCCUAAAUGCCAAUGAGAUUGGUGGCUCUGCAGUUGGUUUGGGUGGGGUAACUGGUAGUUUAGGUUUGGGAAGUGGUUCUGGAAUUAGUUUGGGUGGGGUACCUGGAGCUGCAGCAUCAGCACGAAUGAUGGCAUCACCUUUGGAAGAUCCAGUUCUGAUGGCACAGAGGCAAGGAGGUGUCAGUGUGGACCCUGCUCAUGCUGGAAGGACUGCUAGCUCAGAAUAUUAUGCUGCAAGACAAGAUGCGUCUUUACGGUUGCUGGAUGCUGCAAGACAAGAUGCAUCUUUGCGGUUGCUGGAUACUGCAAGACCAGAUGCAUCUUCAAGGCUGCCUGAGAAUCUUAGGCCUGAUGCAACAACAAAUACAAUAUUUGUUGAGGGACUUCCUCCUGAUUGUACUCGCAGAGAAGUUGCUCAUAUUUUUCGACCUUUUAUUGGGUUUAAACAAAUCAGAGUUAUACAUAAGGAACCUAGACGUGCUGGAGGUGAGCCUUAUGUUCUAUGUUUUGUGGAGUUUGCUGAUGAAAAAUGUGCAGCAACUGCACUAAAAGCUUUACAAGGGUACAAGUUUGAUGAUGUUGAUCAUGAGUCAAAUCCUUUGAAACUGCAAUUUGCAUAUUUUCCUGGUACACGUCCAAGCGCUGCUCCCGUUCUCAAUGAUUUGCCUCGUGGAGCAUCGUGAAGCUUCAGAAUUAUUGCACCAGUAUUUAUAACGUAUAUUUCGACAUUGAUAACAGACUCUGGUUUCUUGGAGGAGUGCUGCUAUUGGAUGAAAAUGCCAAGUACAUGUGCAGUGUUCUGAGGAGUAUAUUAUAACACUAAUCAGGUCCAAGUGACAUGUCCUUGGAUCUUUUUUUUGCGAGUGGUCAUGCAUACUUAUCUGGGACAUGGGUGUCAAUGUAUAAUUGCUUCUUCCAGCUAUUUAGGGAUAUAUACACCUCCUUUACAAUUCCUAUUUUAUGGAACAUGUGUGGAUGAUUGAGAUCUACACCAUAUUUAUCACAUUUGAUACUGAAAUAGGGUGGAUCAGUUGUCAAGGUCAAAAUUUGGAGAUAUUAUAUAAUUUGAUGUUUGGAUAUUUAAAGUGUCGCCUGUUUCCAGAGUAGGAUUUCCUAGCAUUAAUAUUGUACUCUACUGAAGUUGUGAAAGCCUUACUGUUCUUUUUAUUUUUGAAGGAGUUGUAUACUGAUUAGUUGGAGCAUGAUGAUAUAGAUAAAGGUGCAUCAUACAACCUGUUGAUUACUGUGAGUAAUUUCUUCAGCUACAAUGUAUUCACAUCCUUUGUAAUCAGCAUGGAAUGUACAUUAAUUUAUUUAAUGGCAUUUCACUUUGUCUUUA
Messenger RNA from Cryptomeria japonica (Japanese cedar), 1910 nucleotides. RefSeq names its product RNA-binding protein 1. NCBI's taxonomy places the organism in Eukaryota, Viridiplantae, Streptophyta, Pinopsida, Cupressales, Cupressaceae. The transcript is spliced from 7 exons. The record is from RefSeq and is a predicted model, not a curated record. Bases 124 to 1254 code for a protein of 376 amino acids. Gene Ontology annotation, molecular function: mRNA binding.